GCCUGGCGGGGAGGUGGCGAGAUGGCGGCGGUGGCGUCGCCGCGGCUGGACCCGUUACGCGUGGGCUUUGUGGGCGCCGGACGUAUGGCGGAGGCCCUGGCGCAGGGCUUCAUCCGAGCAGGAAAAGUCGAAGCUCAGCACGUACUCGCCAGCGCACCAAGUGACAGGAACCUCUGCCACUUCCGGGCUCUGGGCUGCCAGACCACCCACUCCAACCAGGAGGUUGUGCAGAACUGCCAGCUGGUCUUCUUUGCCACCAAGCCCCAUGUCCUGCCAGCUGUCCUGGCAGAGGUGGCCCCUGUGGUAACCACUGAGCACAUCUUGGUGUCCGUGGCUGCUGGGAUCUCACUGAGUACCCUGGAGGAGCUGCUGCCCCCGGCCACACGGGUGCUGCGCAUCUCCCCCAACCUGCCCUGCGUGGUUCAGGAGGGCGCUGUGGUGAUGGCCCGGGGCCGCCACGCUGGAGGCCGCGACGCCCAGCUCGUGCACACCCUGCUGGAGGCCUGUGGGCAGUGCGAGGAGGUGCCCGAGGCCCACGUGGAUGUCCACACCGGCCUCAGUGGCAGCGGCGUGGCUUUCGUGUGUGCCUUCUCCGAGGCCCUGGCCGAAGGUGCCAUCAAGAUGGGCAUGCCCGGAGGCCUGGCCCACCGCUUUGCUGCCCAGACCCUGCUGGGCACAGCCAAGCUGCUACUGCAGAACGGGCAGCACCCAGCGCAGCUUCGGACAGACGUGUGCACGCCGGGUGGCACUACCAUCUACGGGCUCCACGCCCUGGAGCGGGGCGGGCUGCGGGCGGCCACCAUGAGCGCCGUGGAGGCUGCCACCUGCCGGGCCAGAGAAUUCAGCGGGAAGUAGGGAAGGGGCCCUGGACAUGGCUGUCCCCAGGCCCUCCUUCCGUGCCCCUUCCCUCCCGGCAGGAGCCUCCUGGGCUGGCCCGUCCCCUCAUAAGGACAUGAGGUCAGGACUGGAGGUUCACAGGUGGGGUCCCGCUCAUCUGUAGGACCCCUCCCCCACCUUGGGGCAGAGAGCACCGUGGCGGUGGCCCCUUUUGUGGGUGACCUGGGUUCUGAGGGCCUGAGUGUCGGGCGGUGGUCGGCUGGCUGGUUGAGGCAGGAGCCAAGAAGCCGGGUGCGCCCUUCCGGCAGCUGUGUGACUGCUGCCAGCUGGGGGCGGGGGGUGACACGGGGACUGCACAAGAGACCUGCUUCCUCAGCGAAGCCAGUCACAUCAUCUUGUCCCCGGGUUGACCUGCUAUGAGGUGGGGCCACCCAUAGGGAGCUGGGCCUCGAACCUGCCAGCCCCGAAGAAGAGAGCGGGGCCGGCUGCCCUUGCCCUGGCUGAAGAGGAGCUGAACCCAGGCCUUUCCCUGGGGAGCACGGGCACGGAGCCCCCGCAGGCGGCCUCAGUGCUCCAGCCAGCAGCGGGCUGGGGCAGGCCGGGAGGGUGGGCCCAGCCAGCUGCGGGAUGGAGACUUGGCUUCAGCUGGCUGUGGGCCCCCAGCCCCAGCGGAGCUCCUGGCAAGUGGCAGGAUCUGGGUGAUCUGCCGGGUGACCCUUCCCCGGGUUGGCCUGGAGGGUCUCAUGGCCUGGCCUCUGACUGCAGGACAUUAGUUUUCCGCAUGUCCCUGAAUGGAGCUGCCAGCCAGGAGAGCCAGGAACUCGGGUCCCACACUGAGGCCGGGCUGCCUGCACCCUGCUCGCACUGCCCUCCUCCCCAAGGCCCUGGGAGUGCUGGAGUCCCCUCCCUCCCCCAGUGGCCUCCUGACACUGCCAGCCGCCGGGUGCAGCUAGCUAGCUCUGCCACCUGCCGGCUGAGAUGAAGCAGACCAGUCCUGUCAGUAGAUGGCUGCCCCUGCCCUCCACCCUCGGCCUCCCACCUGUCCGCCCCAAACCUGCCGCCAGCCCCCCUCCUUCCAUCUUGGCACUCUGACCCUCCCACCUGUUAGGAGGGUCAGCCUCAGGCCAUUUCCACACCUGACUUCUCUGAGAUGGGAAUAAAGACGCCAGUGUCCCGUA
Messenger RNA from Suricata suricatta (meerkat), 2015 nucleotides. RefSeq names its product pyrroline-5-carboxylate reductase 3 (gene PYCR3). Lineage: Eukaryota; Metazoa; Chordata; Mammalia; Carnivora; Herpestidae. The record is from RefSeq and is a predicted model, not a curated record. Gene Ontology annotation, biological process: L-proline biosynthetic process. The transcript is spliced from 6 exons. The coding region runs from base 22 to 855 and encodes 277 amino acids. Gene Ontology annotation, molecular function: pyrroline-5-carboxylate reductase activity.